GGCGGAAGCGGAGCAUGGCGGCGGGUGCGGGCGUGCAGCUGGCGGCCGCGGCGCUGCUGCUGGCGGUGGUCGGGCCGCGGCCGGCGCCCGCCGAGCUCACGGAUGGCAACAGCGAGCACCUGAAGCGGGAGCACUCGCUGAUGAAGCCGUACCAGGGCGCGGGCUCCGCGGCCAUGCCGCUGUGGGACUUCCAGGGCAGCACCAUGGUCACCAGCCAGUACGUCCGUCUGACGCCCGACGAGCGCAGCCGGGAAGGCUCCAUCUGGAACCGCGUGCCCUGCUUCCUCAAGGACUGGGAGCUUCACGUCCACUUCAAGAUCCAUGGAGCUGGCAAAAAGAACCUGCACGGUGAUGGCCUGGCGCUGUGGUACACGCAGGAGCGCCUGGUGCCAGGUCCUGUCUUUGGCAGCAAGGACAACUUUCAUGGACUGGCUAUUUUCCUUGAUACGUAUCCCAAUGAUGAAGCGACAGAGCGUGUGUUCCCCUACAUAUCUGCCAUGGUGAACAACGGCUCCCUGACGUAUGACCACAGCAAGGACGGGCGCUGGACAGAGCUGGCAGGGUGCACUGCUGACCUGCGGAACCAGAACCACGACACCUUCCUGGCCAUCCGGUACUCCCGCGGUCGCCUGACGGUAAUGACUGAUGUGGAGGACAAGAAUGAAUGGAAGAACUGCAUUGACAUUGCAGGGGUGCAGCUGCCAACCGGCUACUUCUUUGGUGCUUCUGCUGGCACUGGAGAUUUGUCUGACAAUCAUGACAUUAUCUCGAUGAAGCUAUUCCAGCUCAUGGUGGAGCACCCCAUAGAAGAUGAGACCGUUGACUGGACCAAGAUAGAGCCUAGUGUCAGCCUCCUUAAAUCACCCAAAGACAACGUGGAUGACCCAACAGGGAACUUCCGAAGCGGACCUCUGACAGGCUGGAAGGUGUUCCUGCUCCUGCUCUGUGCACUGCUGGGCAUCAUCAUCUGUGCUGUGGUGGGAGCUGUGGUCUUCCAGAAACGCCAGGAGCGGAAUAAGCGUUUCUACUAGCAGCAGAGCUGGGCUGUGACAUGCACCCAGACCCAUCUUUUCUACAGGGAGCUGUAAAUCUGUGGUUUCUAGAAGCUGUUUCUGAGAAAUAUCAGCAGUAUUUUUUAUCUGUCUGUUUGGCUGUAACCCCUGCCCGGCACUUGGCAGCGGCCGGGUUGGGCCGAGAGGACGAUGCCUGCUGGGACCCUGGGGCUGUUCUAUGGGAGCCUGGAUGUCGCUCCCGUUUUUCCAGCUCUCCUCCUGCCCGAUGAGAUCUGCUGGAUGGGACCUGCUGUGCUGGGUGUGAAUGUGAGGGCUGGGGGAGGGGGCUGCGAGAGGGGCAUUAAAGAACUGACACCA
This is a messenger RNA of Melopsittacus undulatus (budgerigar), 1370 nucleotides long. It is a transcript of the gene LMAN2, whose product is annotated as lectin, mannose binding 2. The coding region runs from base 15 to 1031 and encodes 338 amino acids. Gene Ontology annotation, cellular component: endoplasmic reticulum-Golgi intermediate compartment; Golgi membrane; COPII-coated ER to Golgi transport vesicle. Gene Ontology annotation, molecular function: D-mannose binding. Gene Ontology annotation, biological process: endoplasmic reticulum to Golgi vesicle-mediated transport. The record is from RefSeq and is a predicted model, not a curated record. The transcript is spliced from 8 exons. Lineage: Eukaryota; Metazoa; Chordata; Aves; Psittaciformes; Psittaculidae.